AUGUCUGCUCCAACUGGCACUGUCCCGUCGACCUGCUGCGGCCGCUCUUCUGGAGAUGGAUGCGCUUGUGCGAAGGAGGCGACCUGCUCGUGCGGCAAGAAGUCUGCGCUGCACUGCGACUGCGAGAAGUCGUCUACUGAGAACACAGUCUCGGGCGCGAGAUGCUCAUGCAACCAACGCGCCCAAGGCGCAUGCACCUGCGGCCGUGCCGGCGAAGAGAACAAAGGUGCCGCAUCGAGUCUCGAGACCGACUUCACCACCAAGAAAUAG
Mytilinidion resinicola is the source of this 270-nucleotide messenger RNA. RefSeq names its product copper resistance protein. The coding region runs from base 1 to 270 and encodes 89 amino acids. The transcript is spliced from 2 exons. The record is from RefSeq and is a predicted model, not a curated record. NCBI's taxonomy places the organism in Eukaryota, Fungi, Ascomycota, Dothideomycetes, Mytilinidiales, Mytilinidiaceae.